Molecule: messenger RNA, 2494 nt
Organism: Tribolium castaneum (red flour beetle)
Lineage: Eukaryota; Metazoa; Arthropoda; Insecta; Coleoptera; Tenebrionidae
Exons: 7
Coding region: 320-2182 (620 amino acids)
Molecular function (GO): protein binding
Source: RefSeq, a predicted model, not a curated record
GCCAGGAGAUGUUCUACAAAUAUGAUAUGCAAGUCAGGGUAACAGCUUAUUGAUGUUUUUAUAAUGAUUUACGAUUAUUUUAUAAUUUUCCUGGUGUGAACUUGGCUGAAUGAGGGGAAAUGGUGCUAGCUCAAUGCGCGCAGCAAUUGUCUGGUCGACUGUAAUGUUCACAGUGCUGUCUUCACCGACAUGAUGUGAGAACUGUCAUUGUCAAAAAAUCACGGAAUAUUUUAUUUCUAAAAAUUCCGUUUUUGUAAUUGAGAUAAGCCGUGCUGUUUGUUUUGUUUAUUGUUAUGCCGGCGCGGCACGUUUCGGCACAAUGGCCCUUUGUGAGUACAACAAUUUGAAAGAGUGGGCCCCCUUGACUGACUUGUUCAGCAAGUUGCCUACAAAAGUCCAGAACGGGUUGUUCACUCAAGACGUGAAGUUGACCUGUUUGGACGUUUUGCCCGAAUUUCUGGCGUUGGGGACGAACGUGGGUCUCGUCUAUUGGUACGAUAGGAAAAAGAAGGAUUUGCAACGACUUCGUUGUGAGAAACAAAACGUACAAAUAACUGUGGUUCGGAUCAUAUCAACUGUUGAUUUUAUGGUGGCUUGUGGGAGCACUGAUGGGUGUAUUAAUAUUUUUCAAAUUCCUAAAUCGCACCCUGACUCGAUUCCGGAUAAUUUGAAGCCGAAAAGUAAGCAAGUGGAGAGGUUUACGGUUUCUGACUUGCACAAAAGUCCAGUGACGGCGCUCGAGUGGUCCAAAAACGGAAUGAAACUCUUCUCAGGUGAUAAAAACGGAUGCAUUGUUUUAACAGAAAUUGACUUCUAUAUGCACAUUUGUAAAUCAGCGGAAAUUCUAAACGAAUCGUAUCAAGUAAUCCAACUCAGUUACAGCCAACAACGACUCCUAGUCUCAACAACUUACAGAAGUAUCAUUUGCCAAAGACUGGACAAGUGGAAAGUGUGUCAAGUGGGCAAGAAAGACAGGAAAAUUUUAGGCCCUUUCGGAGGACUAAUUCAUCAAAACGGCCCUAAAACUACCGAUGCGGUUUUAUAUUGCACGAGGCCGGGGCUUCGAAUAUGGGUGGCUGAUUGUGACGGUAAUGUCAAUAAAACUCUCUUAUUUAAGGAUCUGUUGAAAAAAGAAUGCUCAGAAGUGCCAAUAAUUAACCCGAUUUCGCGGAAUUUAAAAAUGCUCAAGCCGUUAAAGGAACCCUCAUUUGGUGUCCUGCUUCCGUUUAGUGAAAAUUUAAUUCUAACUUACAAUAAUGACGUGAUUUAUGUCCUAGAUCCGGAACAAAUGACAAUUAUUUCAACCAUGAGCCAUUUUCGCAGUGUUUUGGGUGUGGCGACCCACAAAGACGAGAUUUUCAUUCUGGAAGAGGACCGAAGUGUCGUCCGAAUCUCCUAUAAACCGGAACAAAUCCUCGAUUGUGAUCAAAACUCUGCUUCGCCUGUCGCUAGUAUGUUUCUUCCGAUCACAACAUCGCUUAAAGAUAUCACAACUAAGCUCCAAACCGGAAAUAUCCUCCCGGAUGUUAACAUCCACACUGACGAAUCUCUCAUAAUGAACGCCGAGGAAGCGAAGGAAUCGCCCAUAAAAACACGUGCGAAUCCCGAAAUUGAGAAAAAAUUCAAUGAUAUCGGACGACAACAAUUCGAGGAGAAAAUCCUGUACAGGCAAAGUAAUAAGCACCGAAAGCGCAUGUGUGCGAGUAUGAGUAGUUUGAGUUCGAAUAGUUCAGAGGAGAAGGAAGGGAUCAAACCGACUCUGAUGACUUUGAGUUCGGUCGGGGUUUUACCCGAUUUGAGGAGUCCAGAGUCUAUACAAAACGAUAUCGAAUACAAAGAGCGAAUUCUUGCCGAUAUGCUGAGUCUAGAUACGAUUAAGAUAUCAUUAGAUCAAUUACAAGAGAAUAAUGAGAGCUGUGAUGAUGAUUUAAUCAAUGAACCAACUUCAAGUAAUCCCGAACACAUUCCAGAAAUUAGUGAUGAAGUUGUAAAAGAUUCUAGCCCACCACAAAGUAGUAAAAAACAAAUAGUACACAACGAAGCACCUCCUGUAUGUUUAAACAUUCCGAAUGACUGGAAGUUGGCCGAUAUUCGUCUAAAUGUUAAAACCGAACCGGAAGUAAUUCCGAAAAAUGAUACGUCGCUGACUGAUAAUUCGUUAGCGGAUUGGGAAAUCGUCUAAAGUGAGUCAGUUAUCUUGUUAAUGAUUAUAUUUGAGUUGUCAUAAACAAAUCGUGGGCUUACUGUAAAAAGUGGCCAAACUGGCCUUAAAAAAAUGAUUUUUUACAUUUAUUGAUACCUUUUCAUGCUUAUUUUCAUUUAAAUACACAUUAGUAAUUAUUUCUUUAAAGAUCUUAAGAGGAAAUGGCAAAGACGCAUUUGCAUGUUUUGGAGUGAAAUCAGACUCUAUUCGGAAUUGAAUUUAGCGUAAGGGCUAGGUUGAAAACAAUGACCGUAAAUGGCGGGAAAUGUUUACUCGGAUAUUUAGAGCGUU